GUCACGUGAUAUCUUCCCGGGGAUUUCAACUUCAAGAUGGAGAUUGCAAGGAACAUUGAAUCCCAAGAAAAUUUAUGCCCUUUUAAGUCUUCACACAAAGAAAAAAUGAACAAAGAUAGUGAUCAGUUGCAAGGAAGCCGAAAAAUCUUCCAGACUCUUCAAUGUUCUGCUCAAAAUCCACAAAAACUGAUAGGACAGACAGGGCAAGCCUCCACAACAAAGAAAAAAGUUACAAAACUGAUACCCCUGAAGGAACCUUUGACUGUGUACAACGAUCCUAAAAACGAGAGAACAUUUGACCAUAAAGCUGUACAAACAGAGAGGAACAGAAGGCUGAAAAGUCUAGGGUCUGUGGAUGAAGACAUUGAUGAUGAGGCUUAUGAAUUAAUGGUCAGCGAGGAAGUUCCUGAGUCUUACUGGAAGGAACUGGCUGAGCAGAGACGAGUGGCAUUAAAUGAUUCACUUCACGAAAACGAAAUGUUGCACAAAGAAGUUGAAGAUCUGCGAGAGGAGAACUCUAAAUUAGCAGAGAUGGCUGAAAAAGCGGAUUAUUUUGCUGAUGUUAUCCAGACUAUGUUGGGAACAGAUGAAGAGAAACCCAAAGAAGAAGGAGACAACCCAGACAAGGAACCAGAGUCCAACAAUGAGCAGAUAGCAUCUGGAGAAACAGAAAUUACCUCCCCUGAAGAUAAAGAACAAGAAUCAUCCCGAGUUGACAAACCAGAGCCAUUAACCACAGACAGCACACAGUCCAAAGAAUGAUUGAUGGGUAGUUCAGCCUGACAUUAGUGUGGGUGACCAAACAAUCCUGGUGUUCCUCUGAGAAAGGAAACAAUCCAAACUGGCCGAGCUGUAGAAGACGGCAAGAAAAACACUGUGAUCAGCAUUUUAUGAUAUCCAGAUUAUCAAUUUCAAGUCUUUAAGUGAUUUGAUGGAAAGUUCAAAUGUAGGAACUUGCCAGAAUCUGGUUAAUAGUGACAGUAGUCUUAGUUUUAGAAUUGAUUGACAUGUGUCUUGUAGAAGAUCACUUUCUUUAGUGAAAUUUUAAUUGUCUUUUAAUUUGUUUUCAAGAAUCACCAUAUUUUGAUUUGUAUAUUGUAUAGUUUUUAUAGAAUAAAGAUUCUCACUUUUAA
Saccostrea echinata is the source of this 1133-nucleotide messenger RNA. RefSeq names its product geminin-like. Gene Ontology annotation, cellular component: nucleus. Lineage: Eukaryota; Metazoa; Mollusca; Bivalvia; Ostreida; Ostreidae. The record is from RefSeq and is a predicted model, not a curated record. The transcript has 7 exons. Gene Ontology annotation, biological process: negative regulation of cell cycle; negative regulation of DNA replication. The coding region runs from base 37 to 762 and encodes 241 amino acids.